ACCAAUUUGUUGAACACUGAGAAAGACAUCAAAAACGGAACCCUUGAGUUCGAGUUUGGCGUCAAAUUGACUGAUCUGUCCAAUGAGUUCCAAGUGGUUGUCCACGUCUAUGACUUGAUGACAGCCAACCACCAGUUGCCGCACGACAUCAAGUAUCACAUCAAGAAGACCCCGAAGAAGAACAGGAACACAAUGAAGUCGCCGACUGUUCGCAGUCCCGGCGGUCCCAACGCUGUGCUCAGCACUAGCUUCCAGUUGAUCGGAGUGUUGAACAUAAAUCUGAACAACUAUUUCAAGAAUUGCUAUAAAUUAGAGAACUUUCACUUCAAUUCCCCUCUCGAGGGAAACAUUUACGUCAAGACAGACCUCACUGUUGAACACAACUACUAUAGGGAAGGCUUUUUCGACGUUCGCGAUCCCAAUGGCUUCUGGAACCUCCGAUGGGUUGUCCUAAAGGGUCAUCACUUGGCGUUCUAUCGAUUCCCCGAAGACGUGGCCAUCAAGUCGGCGCUGGCGGCCAUUAAUCUCAAAGAGUGCGUUAACCCCACUGUGGGUGUCGUGCGCCUCACAGGUAUGCGGCCCAACACUAUAGCCCUUAUAACGGCUUCGGCCCCCAAAACACCCAAAGAUAUCUUCACAAAAGGCGGAUCUAUUCCUCGGAGUCGUCCCAUAAAGUAUCUAAUGUGUGGCGAAAACAAAGAUAAUAGCGCCGAAUGGGCACAACAUUUAACCCGAACCCUGCAUGGGAUCCGUCUUUGGAACUCCGAUGCCCUCAAACCCUAUCGUCACGAAGAGUUUGAACGACUUUUGAUGGCUUUGGAUUGAAAUCUUUUAAAACUUUUUUACACUUUUAAUGAAUAUGUAAUUUUUCC
Oppiella nova is the source of this 872-nucleotide messenger RNA. Lineage: Eukaryota; Metazoa; Arthropoda; Arachnida; Sarcoptiformes; Oppiidae. The record is from the annotation of a GenBank genome assembly.